Salvelinus namaycush (lake trout) is the source of this 4740-nucleotide messenger RNA. RefSeq names its product serine/threonine-protein kinase tousled-like 1-B. Gene Ontology annotation, biological process: intracellular signal transduction; chromosome segregation; peptidyl-serine phosphorylation. Gene Ontology annotation, molecular function: ATP binding; protein serine/threonine kinase activity. The transcript has 22 exons. The record is from RefSeq and is a predicted model, not a curated record. Gene Ontology annotation, cellular component: nucleus. The coding region runs from base 178 to 2487 and encodes 769 amino acids. Lineage: Eukaryota; Metazoa; Chordata; Actinopteri; Salmoniformes; Salmonidae.
UCCACCGCAGAGGUCUUAAUGUGGUUGUGUCCAAAAAUGUUACAUUCCAACAUUUUAUGAGGUUACCGAUGGCGCCUGGACUUCUGUCUAAAUAUUGCCAGGUUUUUAAAAAAUCACAAGAUUUCACUGCCACUGACAGCGGUGUUUGUUUGCUUUGUCGUUUCAAAAAGUAGCUUGAUGAGUGUCCAAAGUAACAGUGGAAGUUUGGAGGGGACGCCAUCUUGGUCCCAGAUCUCCACGUCCCUUUCUCAGCAACAUAUCACGGCAGGGGUGAAGGCCAAGGGAGGCACCAUGGAGGAGCUGCACAGCCUGGACCCCCGGAGACAGGAGCUGCUGGAGGCUCGCUUCAUGGGCACGGUCACUGGCACUGGGGGCAGUACCGGGGGCAGCACUGGCAGCACCAGCGGGGGAACCAAAGGCAUGAUGAACAAUGACUCUUCAAAUCAAAGUUUUGGAAGCCUGGGGUCCUCCAGUGACAAAGAGUCUGAGAGCUCCGAUGUGAAAAGGGGGAGCUCUCCUGCAUAUUCGACUCCUGAAAAGAAACACUCUGAAUCAUCCAGAGGAAGAAAAAGGAAACCUGAUAUCCAAUCAGAGAGCAGCCAAGGGAAGUCUAUCGUGCGAGGACCCAAAAUUAGUGAUUAUUUUGAUUUCCAAGGAGGGAACGGGUCCAGUCCUGUGAGAGGUCUCCCCCCAGUGAUCCGCUCACCCCAGAACUCACAUUCCCACACCGCGCAGGGUUCCAGUAUUAUGCAAAACAGCUCAUCUCCUACGAGUCUGUCUUUUGGGGACCAUGUGAUGCAUCCUAAGCAGUUAGCAGUCAAAUGUGUGCAGACUGACCUGACGGGGCUCAAGUUGGCUGCCCUUGAAAGUAACAAGAACCUGGACCUUGAGAAAAAAGAAGGCAGAAUAGAUGAUUUGCUUAGGGCAAACUGUGAUCUCAGGAGACAGAUAGAUGAACAACAGAAAUUACUUGAAAAGUACAAAGAACGCUUAAAUAAAUGCAUCACCAUGAGCAAGAAGUUGCUCAUAGAAAAGAGCACCCAGGAAAAGCAGGCGUGCCGGGAGAAGAGUAUGCAGGACAGACUACGGUUAGGCCAUUUUACCACUGUACGACAUGGAGCCUCCUUCACAGAGCAGUGGACAGAUGGCUUUGCCUUCCAAAACCUAGUCAAACAGCAAGAGUGGAUAAACCAACAGAGGGAGGAAAUCGAGAAGCAGAGAAAACUCCUAGCAAAGAGGAAACCCCCAUCCUCCAGCAACUCCCAAGCACCAACCACAAACUCUGAGCCAAAGCAACGCAAAACCAAGGCAGUGAACGGAGCGGAGAACGAUCCCUUUCUCAAGCCCAGCCUACCUCAGCUGUUGACUCUAGCAGAGUACCAUGAGCAGGAGGAGAUUUACAAACUGCGACUCGGGCAUCUCAAAAAGGAAGAAGCUGAAAUCCAGGCGGAGUUGGAGCGUUUGGAGAGAGUACGGAACCUUCACAUUCGGGAACUUAAGAGAAUAAAUAAUGAGGACAGUUCACAAUUCAAAGACCAUCCGACUUUGAACGAGAGGUAUCUACUCCUGCAUCUUCUGGGAAGAGGAGGCUUUAGUGAAGUUUACAAGGCGUUUGACUUGAUUGAGCAACGGUAUGCUGCUGUGAAAAUUCACCAGCUCAACAAGAACUGGAGGGAGGAGAAAAAAGAGAACUAUCACAAACACGCCUGUCGAGAGUACAGAAUACACAAGCAGCUGGACCACCCCAGAAUCGUCAAGCUGUAUGACUACUUCUCACUGGACACAGACACGUUUUGCACAGUUUUGGAGUACUGUGAAGGAAAUGACCUGGACUUCUACUUGAAGCAGCACAAGCUAAUGUCAGAAAAGGAGGCCCGCUCCAUUGUCAUGCAGAUUGUGAAUGCUCUCCGAUACCUGAACGAAAUCAAGCCCCCCAUCAUCCACUAUGACCUCAAGCCAGGUAACAUCCUGCUUGUGGAUGGCACAGCUUGUGGGGAAAUCAAAAUCACAGACUUCGGUUUGUCCAAAAUCAUGGAUGACGACAGCUACGGUGCAGAUGGCAUGGACCUGACCUCACAAGGAGCAGGGACCUACUGGUACUUGCCUCCUGAGUGUUUUGUUGUUGGCAAAGAACCUCCAAAGAUCUCCAACAAGGUGGACGUGUGGUCUGUUGGCAUCAUCUUUUUCCAGUGUUUAUAUGGAAGAAAACCAUUUGGUCACAAUCAGUCUCAGCAGGAUAUCCUGCAGGAGAACACAAUUCUUAAAGCAACCGAAGUUCAGUUUCCUGUCAAGCCUGUUGCCAGUAAUGAAGCAAAGGCCUUUAUAAAGCGUUGCUUGGCAUACAGGAAGGAGGACCGGUUUGAUGUUCACCAACUGGGAAGGGAUUCCUACCUGCUCCCUCACAUGAGGAGGUCCAGCUCUUCAGGGAAUCUGCAGCUGGGUGCUGGUGGCUCAGGACCUGCCUCCUCCAGCAUCAUCUCAUACUGAGGGCCGGCUGUGCACUGACUGACUGGCUGCACCACCACGCCUGCAGAGCCCUCUCCCCCCACCCACGCCUGCAGAGCCCUCUCCCCCCCACUGACUGACUGGCUGCACCACCACGCCUGCAGAGCCCUCUCCCCCCCCACUGACUGACUGGCUGCACCACCACGCCUGCAGAGCCCUCUCCCCCCCCACUGACUGACUGGCUGCACCACCACGCCUGCAGAGCCCUCUCCCCCCCACCCACACCUGCAGAGCCCUCUCCCCCCCACCCACGCCUACAGAGCCCUCUCCCCCCCCCACCCACGCCUACAGAGCCCUCUCCCCCCCCCACCCACGCCUACAGAGCCCUCUCCCCCCCCACCCACGCCUACAGAGCCCUCUCCCCCCCCACCCACGCCUACAGAGCCCUCUCCCCCCCCACCCACGCCUACAGAGCCCUCUCCCCCCCCACCCACGCCUACAGAGCCCUCUCCCCCCCCACCCACGCCUGCAGAGCCCUCUCCCCCCCCACCCACGCCUGCAGAGCCCUCUCCCCCCCACUCACGCCUGCAGAGCCCUCUCCCCCCCCACUCACGCCUGCAGAGCCCUCUCCCCCCCACUCACGCCUGCAGAGCCCUCUCCCCCCCACUCACGCCUGCAGAGCCCUCUCCCCCCCACUCACGCCUGCAGAGCCCUCUCCCCCCCACCCACGCCUGCAGAGCCCUCUCCCCCCCACCCACGCCUGCAGAGCCCUCUCCCCCCCACCCACGCCUGCAGAGCCCUCUCCCCCCCACCCACGCCUGCAGAGCCCUCUCCCCCCCACCCACGCCUGCAGAGCCCUCUACCCCCACCCACGCCUGCAGAGCCCUCUCCCCCCCACCCACGCCUGCAGAGCCCUCUCCCCCCCACCCACGCCUGCAGAGCCCUCUCCCCCCCCACUCACGCCUGCAGAGCCCUCUCCCCCCCACCCACGCCUGCAGAGCCCUCUCCCCCCCACCCACGCCUGCAGAGCCCUCUCCCCCCCACCCACGCCUGCAGAGCCCUCCCCCACAGGACCAGGUGUGUGGGAGAGGAGCUGCCUGCCAACCAGCGGUGUAUGGAAGGCAUUUGGACCCUGCAGACUGAAUGGUGUUGAAUUUGGCCUUUGCCUGGACUGUGCUGGAUUUCAAAUGGGUGUUUACUAAAGACUUAUUAAUGAAUGGAUGUUUAAAAGAACAUGAGUAUAUUACCUUGUGAAGGUUGAAUAGAGCACUGCUACAGACAGUACUUGAAUAAAUGUGACUGGACACUUGCUGGUGGAAGCCUUACAGGGCCUAAGGGAUACCUGGCAGCCCGCCGUUUCGAAGAAUGAACAUUGUCCUGCCGGGGUGAUUUAACUUCUAGGAGUGGACAGUCGUUUUUUUUUUUUUGUAGGUCUUUAAUGAUUUCACCAUCAAUUUGGCUGUAUGUUUUUUAUUUUCAGAAAGUGUUGGGUUUUGAGUUGUUCAAUUAGCCAUGAGAAUGUAAUUUUUAGCAUAUGUGGGAUCUGUCAUUUAGGCCCAGGCAGCAUACUAAUGUUGAAUGCACAAAAUAACCAAAUGUCAAUGUACAGAAUCCUAUGCAGGAAGAUUUUAAUGAAUUUCUUUGAGAGUACAUGUAUAUUUGCUGUACAGAAGACGAUUUUCAGAUUUCGAACUGCAGCUGUACCAUUCUGUACAAAUGUUUAAAGGCCCAGUGCAGUGAUUUUUCCCUUUGUUUUGUAUACACAUUACCACACUGAGGUUGGAAUAAUACUGUGAAAUUGUGAUGAUUAUGAUGAUGCCCUUUAGUUUAAGAGCUGUUUGACAAGACCACCUGAAAUGUUUGCCUGUGUGGUGGGAUUGAGUUUUCGCCUGCCUGCUGACAUCUCCAGGCAGUAAAUUAGUUUAUAGAUCAAUAAGAAAGAGUUCCAAACCUCACUGCUAAUAACAGCUAGUUUUCAGUUUUUCCCUUCCCCACUCAGACCACUAUCAAUUAUUUGCUUCAGAAAUUGCUAUGUUUUGUUUCUGAUCAUGUUUUCUAUUAAAAAUCUAUUAAAGGUACUUAUUUGUUACCCAGAAAUGACUUGAUAUUGAGAUAAAAAUGGCUGCAUUGGACCUUUAACAACUUCUCUUGUACUUUAUUAUUUUUUUCUCGAUUUGUUUUAAAUUUUUGCUGCUUUUGAUGUUGCUCUUAAUUUGUAGGGCUGUAUGUUCCACUCUGGGUACAAAAUGUACAGUUCUGUAAAAACAAUAAAUGAUGACGAUAAAUACCAGGGAA